AUGCGUUACUCCCUCGCUCUGAGCGCCCUCUGCGCCGCUGGUGCCUUGGCCCACAAUGUUGACAAGCGUGCCUACGUGACUGACUGGACGGUCGUGACCCUGACCACCACUAUCACCGAAUACCCUGCUGCCGCCGCUACCACCGCCGCUGCUGCUACCACCACCGCGGCCACGAGCGCUGAGCCUGCAGUCCAGGUAGCUGAUGUCGCUGACGUCGCUGCUGAGGCCUCCACUGUCGCUGACGUCGCUGCGGUUGAGACCAGCUCUACUGUGGCUGUCCCUGUUGUUGAAUCGACCUCGACUUCGACGAGCACAACCGAGGCUGCCCCUACCGUUGCUGCCACCACCGAGGCUGCUACCACUGCGGCCCCAACCACCGAAGUUGUUGCCACCACCCCUGUUGUGCAGGAAGCUGCUGCCAACGGCGCCUGGACCACCGCUUGGACCUCUUACUGGACUUCGUCCUGGACCUCUGCCGCGGAACCCACCACUCUUGCAACCUCAACCUCCACCUCCACCACUGAGAGCGCCAGCAGCACCGCGACCGCCAGCACUGCUUACCAGUCCGCUGUUCUGUACAACCACAACAUCCACCGCAGCAACCACUCCGCAAGCUCCUUGGAUUGGGACUCUUCCCUGGAGUCUAGCGCUUACACCCUUGCUGCUAAGUGUGUCUACGAGCACGAUACUACCAUUGAUGGUGGUGGCUAUGGUCAGAACAUCGGUUACGGUGUCGAGUCUAGCGCUAUCGGCGAGAUGAUCACCAACUUGAUGUACAACGACGAGAUGGGCUACUAUGCCGAUCUGUACGGAGAGGCUGACCCCGACAUGACCUACUUCGACAACUGGGGCCACUUCUCUCAGAUCGUCUGGAAGGGUACCACGAAGGUCGGUUGCGCCACUGUUACCUGCGCCAGCCUGGGUAACGUUGAUGCUGCCGAGGCAUUGCCGUUCACCGUGUGCAACUACAGCCCUGCCGGUAACUACGCCGGUGAGUACGGCACCAACGUUGGCGAGCCCCUGGGCAACGCCAUGUAUGUUGCUUCUUAA
This is a messenger RNA of Aspergillus aculeatus ATCC 16872, 1050 nucleotides long. RefSeq names its product CAP domain-containing protein. Gene Ontology annotation, cellular component: extracellular region. The record is from RefSeq and is a predicted model, not a curated record. Lineage: Eukaryota; Fungi; Ascomycota; Eurotiomycetes; Eurotiales; Aspergillaceae. The coding region runs from base 1 to 1050 and encodes 349 amino acids. The transcript has 3 exons.